GUAUCAGAUCAUGCGUAGUUACGAACCUGCACAGUUUAGACAGAAAAUGUCCUUGACUUCUUAAGUGCGCUGGGGCCCCUCCACUAAACAAGUUUCAUGUGUCGAUUUCCAAGUCACUCGUGAUUAUUCCUCGUCAUUCUAUGUGUGAUGCCCAUGCAAAAUAAUAUCAAGUAGUAUAUAUCAGACGAUAUGGCUCAAUUUAUUAAAAAAGCAGCAUUAUUGUUAUUUACUCAAGAAUGUACGAGGGAAUACUUGGACAAAUUCAAUUUUUUUCACGUCGCAUGCUUCAAGGCGACGUUAAGCAAACUUUUAGGAGUGACCAUCAUUGGAGGUUCUUUGCUUGUAAAGGUACCUCAAAUUGUAAAAAUUCUAAAAAACAAGAGCGGUGAAGGAAUUAAUGUCUUCAGUGUAUUAUUAGAUUUAUUUGCCAUUACUGCAAUGUUGUCUUAUAGUUUUAUGAGAGGAUUUCCAUUUAGUGCCUGGGGAGAUGCAGUAUUUCUGGGAAUUCAGACUUUGAUUAUUGCAGUCUUAGUAAUGCAUUAUAAUGGAGAUACAGCAAAAGCGACUGCAUUUCUAUCUGCUUAUUUAGCAGUACUUUUUACAGCUAAUAGUGGAUUAACGCCUAUUCAUAUUCUCUGGGCAUGCCAAGCAAUGAAUAUACCAAUUGUUCUUAUUAGUAAGUUUUCACAAGCCUAUACAAAUUAUUCCAAUGGACAUACCGGCCAAUUAUCGGCGGCAACAUGUUUUAUGCUCUUCUUCGGUUCUUUCGUGAGAAUUUUUACUUCCAUCCAAGAAACAGGCGAUGCAGCUAUGAUAACAAUGUAUAUGUGUUCUACACUGGCAAAUGGUGUUAUAGUGGCACAACUUCUUCACUACUGGAACGUAGGUGUAAAAAGUAAAGAAAAGAUUAAAAAGAAAGAGUAAAAUGAAAGAAAUAUGAAUGUUUAUAUACAGUGCGCAAUUGAUAAUCUAUAUAAGCCGAUAAUAAUUGUAAAUUUGAUAUACAUGGCUGUAUGAAAUUUUGUGUGAAUGAUAUUUUAUGAAGCCAAUGUGAUAUUGAAGAGAUGAAUACUUAGGAAUCAGUUUCCAUAAAGGAAAUAAAUUUGGAACUGUGUUCAUUAUCAUUAUAUAUACUGCUGCCAUUCAAAGUGCACUAUAAUGUUGCAAUUUUAAUAGCCAGUAUAUAUAAACAGUUUGAAAUAUCCUGUUGUAGCAGUCAAUAUCGUUUUAUAAUUUGAAAGAUAAAAUAGUAUUAUCAUCUCUUAUCAAUAGACAUUAUGUAAGAUGACAAUACAUACUCUAAAAAACAUCACUUUUUAAAUAUAUGCAAGAUAAGGUUAGAUAAAACUAUAUUACUAUUCAUUUCCUCCACAUAUCUCUGUUAAAUAUUCUUUCGAAACAAAUAUAAAACAAAAUAAUAUAUCUUAAUAGUUUAAAGAAAUUGUAAGCAAUUAAAUCUGCUUUAGAUGAUUUUGCAACGAACUUCGAGACAGAAUUUCAUCUACUUAAUAUUUCGUA
Molecule: messenger RNA, 1518 nt
Organism: Camponotus floridanus (Florida carpenter ant)
Lineage: Eukaryota; Metazoa; Arthropoda; Insecta; Hymenoptera; Formicidae
Product: mannose-P-dolichol utilization defect 1 protein homolog
Exons: 6
Coding region: 190-924 (244 amino acids)
Biological process (GO): oligosaccharide biosynthetic process
Source: RefSeq, a predicted model, not a curated record